Molecule: messenger RNA, 2878 nt
Organism: Acanthoscelides obtectus
Lineage: Eukaryota; Metazoa; Arthropoda; Insecta; Coleoptera; Chrysomelidae
Source: the annotation of a GenBank genome assembly
GGUUACCCGGUGUAUAUGCUGCCUGAAUGACCUCACUUUGUCUAUGGUAACUCCUAGGUAGGCUAGUGAGUUAGAAGAGACGACCUGGGUACCUCCAAGCAUGAAGCUUCUAGAAAAUGUCUCCAAAGUAUUUCGAGGUAGUCUUCAAAUUCCUUGUAUGGGCUAUAUGGCGAAAAGUAGCACUAGUAGAUAUUUACACCAGGUUACCACAGCUGAGGAAGAUUGGAAAUGCCGUUUGCACCCACCCGCUCUACCAACUGACGAAAUAACCUGGAUAUGUUCAGAAUGCGGAGAUUGGAUGUGUAAACCUAGCGUAGAAUUGCCAAAGAUCAACAUGACCCUGCACGAAGCACUCCAGAAUCCCGUUUUAGGAAUAUCUGAGCCGUUAUGCGACGAUCUGGUGAAUCGCCGUCAAAUAGCGAAGAUUCGAUGUCACAGGACUCACGACCGUACAGUCUUGGAAGUGACGGCCGGAGACUUCUUUUUACCGUUACUGAAUACACUACCGAAAAAAUUCGAUCCCACGACCUUCAAAACCCUGAGAGAAUUUAGACCGGCAUUAAAAAGGCACAAGGAUAAGGAUUCGAACGAAGGCACGCCUGAAAAACAGUUCAAGCCUUCUUCUAGCGAACCUCAGCCUUCGACUUCGACAGCCACAGAUGAGUCAAAAAACCAGCUCUCAGAAGAAAGUUCUCAUAAGCAUACCCAAGGAAAGAAUAAAAAUGUCUCAGGUCAUUGCUCAAUACCCGCCACGAAGUCAACCAAGAACCAUUACGCGGAAGCAUACGCCUCUGAUACUAAAAUCAUCAAAGUCAACUCAUCAAAUCAAGGUAGUACCUCCAAGCUCCCAGAAAGAAACCAGUACUCCGCUCUCAUUGGAACAGAAAUUACUGCUGCGCUCUCGGCAAACGCAACCAGUGCUGGAAAACCCAAUCAACGAGGUGGCACCAGUGAUUCGCAAGUAGGAGCUAUCCCUUCAAUCCGCACCACGUCCAAGCACACUGUCUCCCAAGAUUCAAGACUCACAUCCAAUAACUUCAGUGGAAACUCAGUCUCAAACGCCAGCUAUCGGCCAGCAGUUGGUACGCAACACGAUACCACAAAGUUUGAUAAGCCCACAACCAAUCAGCAAGACUCUGCAAGUUCACGACACUCAACCCAACACCUCAAAAGGACCGAGUACACCACAGCCUGUAAGGAACGACAAAAUUACGGAUCCUCAGCCCAGCACCUCAAGGAAACCACUAUUACUACGAGUGAAAACACCUGUGUGGCUCAGUACAGCGGAUGUACCUCAACCUCGGGGAACCAGCUCAGAAUUAAUAAUCGCAAAAAGUCAAGCGGUUUUACCCCAGACCAGCAAAGCAUCAACAGCAGUGACACCUUCCAAACAGCGAGCCAACAUUCUGCAACCCAAGGUGAUUACCUUGGCUCAGCAUCAGCCAUGCCUAUUUCAGGAAACCAGUUUACUAUCAACAUCCCAGAACUCCAGGCAGAAGUACCUGCGGCCAGCCUAGUAAAAACUACGGCCAAGGAGGUCAGUCUGCCUCAGCCAAGGGAACAUCAGGGAUCCAGUUCCAAAUCAGUUCUGAGAAGCAAAGCGGAAGUAUCUCCAAUUCCAGUCAACGUGGUCACUCUUCCUAUACCAGUGGUACCUCCGGGGAGUACUCCUCGAGUAAAGACGCUCUCUAUCCUUCAGAUAGUGCCGCCUCGAACAACAAACGCACGGGCAGUACCCCAGCCACCAUCUGUCAGUCCGCAUUCAACAACAAGACUUACUUCACCACCAGUAGUACAAAAAAUGACUGUCAAACGUCAAAUUUUGGAUAUGCCACAACAAAUAGCUUAUGUGACUCAGCAAGAAGUCAGUCAUGUAGUGGCCAGGGAUAUGACACAACAGGAAUUAACAUCUGCCAAGCCUCAGGAAGUCAGUCUAACGUUGAAGGAUAUGGCUCAACAGGACCUCCAGUCUACGUCUCAGAAUAUUCGAGAACCCAGUCCUUCAAACAGUCAGACUCUAACAGAAGCUGGGACGAGGGGGAUGGACCGACUUAUUCAGGCAGCUCGAAAUUUCGAUGCUCGCCAAAAGGAGAAGCACAAUAUAACUGUUCAGAAGCAGCGAAUCCAAGCAGGCAACCUCCAGGACACACAACUCAUACUACAGGCCUCGCUAGAAAUGAAGUGCACGCUACAGGAAGUCGGCCAGGGUCAACCAUCUUCAUCAACUCAGGCAGCAUCGUUACAAAAGGACAUCCCAAUCGUGUCUCCCAUGAAGACACAUCAGAUAUUAACAGAAAUCUAUCCUUGGCUAGAAGGGAGCAGACUGAGCACACCAUCCCCAGAAUUUGCUCAGUUAGUGCAACAGAUAACAACAGAGGUUCACAAUCCUUCGACGUUGCAGGAGGACAGCCCGGUUCAACAAAUAGAGACCAGUCCACCUCAGUUGCCACUAGAGGACUUGAUGGAUCAACUGUCUUCCUUACAAGAAACCGAUCCAACAUCACCAGAUAUCAAUCCGCCUCGAUCACUGCCAGAGGAACUAUUUCAGAUCGAAAACCUGGAUCACUUAGUCAGUCAUAUAACUCAAAAAACCAACAGCAUGCCGACUACACCUCCACAGGAGUCGCACAAACUUCCAGUAGAGAUGAAUCUUCGUCUCCAACAAGAAAUCAGUCCUUCUCCUACCCUGUUAGGCAGUUCAUCUCUGCAUGCGAUGGAAAAGGAUCAUCUGCCUCCACAACCCAUCUGCCACAAAGUCAGUCCUUCUAUCAGAACCUACAGUCAUAGAUCCUCAAAAACUCCGUCGACUACAGGGCACCUUAUCAUGGAAACAACGAAGAUGCGGCGAUGCAGCAAAUCCAACCAGAAUCGGACAUGA